This is a messenger RNA of Chlorella variabilis, 393 nucleotides long. RefSeq lists its product as hypothetical. The record is from RefSeq and is a predicted model, not a curated record. Lineage: Eukaryota; Viridiplantae; Chlorophyta; Trebouxiophyceae; Chlorellales; Chlorellaceae. The coding region runs from base 1 to 393 and encodes 130 amino acids. The transcript is spliced from 3 exons.
AUGUCCAAUAGCACGCAGCAGCAGGCCUCCACCGCCGGGGAGCCGGCGCCAGCAUCGGCGGCGGCAGGGGCGGCGCACAACGGCGGCGCCAGAAGCUCCGGCUGCCCGCCGCAUGUGCUGGCCGCCAUUUACGGCAAGAUGGAGAACAAGAAGGAGGCGCUGGACAAGUCGCUGCAGCGCUGGUGGUCGGAGUAUGCAGACCGCAAGAACGACGAGGAGGACGAGCAUGUGGCCGACUCGCUGCUGUACGACCGCAACCACCUGCCGCGCACCGCCCCUGCCCCAGACUGCGUGCAGCGAGCCAUGCAGCGUCCACCCGCAGCGGGCGGCGCAGCAGGGCAGGCUGCGCAGGCGGCUGCGCAGCCGCCCGCGGGAGCAGCGCCCCCGACAUGA